CAACCUGCCUCUUCUUCUCAUCCGUCCUACCAAACUUUAUUGAAUUCUUCUCAAGUACGGCCAUUUGAGAUGGCCGAUUUCUGGGCCGGGCAAUCCGGCUUUCUCUCCUCGUACAUGUCUACUCACCCUGAUACCCUGGUCGCCUAUGCAAAAUGGUACGGUAAGGUGAAAGAGCCUAUAACAAGCGCGUCUAUGGUGUCCAUCAAUUCCGAGAAUAUGACUCUGUCGUGCACUCUGGAGCUCAAGCUCGCCUUCGAUCCGCCACUCGCGACGAGCAAAGACGUUAAAUCGCGCCUCAUUGAGAUGGCCGCUAUCUCCAAGGAGGGCUUGGGCAUGCUCAAGUCACCCCAGAUAGACUCGUUUCGUUUCCCGAAACUCCGCGCGCUGACCACGAGUCUCCUGGUCUGCGCCGUCCUUCCGUUCGGAGCAUUUGCAGAUCGUUUGUCCCCCUCGUCGCUCUUAAGCGUGCCUGCUCGAUGGCUGUACUCGAUGGUCACGCCCAGGGCUUGGAAAAUCAUGUUGGCCCUUACGACCGGGAUACAUGUCAUUGAGAGCCUGUACAUGCUGCGAUUGUGCAGGAAGCACCGCUCCGGAGCCCGCACGACUUCCGCAUACAUGAUCGGCACCGUAUUCCUCGGUGCGCCCAUGUGGCAAGAUUUCUCGCAAAGGGUCCAGCGGGCGCGGAUAGAUUCUGUCAAGAGUGUUGUGCGACUGGCGUAGUUCCCAACUUGGCUGUUGAUCAGACAGUGGGACACACGUCCAGAUGACCGUCGAUGAUCGACCUUUUCUGGAGAGUCUGGUUAAUGCGUGGAGUAAGACGGGUAUUUUUGGGGCUGGUGCAUCAUCCAUCACUCGACUGGCACCAUAAUCACAUAAUAUCCAUUCUGUAUCACUCAGAUUUGUCUUACACGGUCGACGUCGAACGUGGAAAACAAGACACUUGCCCCUCGGACUCCGCAAUCUAGUGACUCGCCCGUAGCGUUUCUCUCAUCUCGUCUCAUUCGCCCGCCAGAUCGCGUGCUGAUAGCGAAAUUCAAAUGAUCAGGCGAGGCCGCCUUGCGGUUGUAGAUAAGUCGACAAGCAGGCAUCUGUCACCCUCAUCCGUCCUCCACACGCUGUAACCUCCUCCCCACAAUGGUGGCUGCUCCCUUUUCUCCGCUCGGCUCGCUCAGUGUCUACGAAUCGUUCGAUGAGACGCCGCACAUCGGCACCCGCUUCCCCAACAAAGCCGUGCAGCUCUCUCAGAUCCUUCGCGCACCCAACUCCGAUGAGCUCGUGAAGGACCUGGCCACCCUCGUGUCCUACCGCGGCGUUGUGUUCUUCUCAGACCAGGACCUCACCAUCGACGAGCAGAAGGCGCUCGGGCAACGUCUGGGCCAGCUUGCAGGGAAACCACCGACAUCUACACUCCACGUGCAUCCCAUCUCGGAGGACACGCCUGAGCUGACGAAGGAUGUGUCUGUGAUUAGCUCCGAAGGGGGCAUCGCGCGUAGUGGAUACUCGAGCACUGUGCGUGCGAGCAAUGGAUGGCACACGGACAUCACCUUCGAGCCUGUCCCAUCUGACUAUGCGAUCUUGAAGCUGCACACUGUGCCCUCCGGUGCGCUUUCCACUCGAGAUCCUGUUUUCGAAACUAAUCGAUCUGAAGUUGGUGGCGACACACUGGUGCGUAUUCUGUGUGACUCUCCAAGUCGACAGUCUGCAAUUGAACGGACGAUAACGACAUCUACUAGUGGGCAAGGUCACGGCUACGAAGCGUACGACAAGUUGUCUCCUGCGUACCAGAAGUUCCUCGAGGGUCUGACAGCACUGCAUGAUGGUGCUGGCUUCAAAAGGUAUGCAGAGCGGGUCGGCCGCCCCAUCAAUGAGCCCCGCGGAUCUCCCGAAAACAUCGGCACAGAGUUGAAGGCAGUCCACCCCGUCAUCCGCACACAUCCUGUCACCGGGUGGAAAACCCUCUUCGUAAACAAGAGUUUCACCAAACGCAUCGUCGAGUUGCACGAGGAGGAAUCCGACACCACCCUCGAGUAUCUCAGGCGCCACGUCUCCGAGAACCAUGACAUGCAAGUGCGCUUCAAGUGGAAGAAGAACGACAUCGCUAUCUGGGACAAUCGAUGCACCUUCCAUACUGCCACGAACGAUUUUGCCGGAGUGCGGACAGGCAAUCGGGUUGUCAGUAUUGGUGAAAAGCCGUUUUUCGAUCCUGCCUCCAAGUCUCGUCGGGCGACCCUCGACUUGUAGCUUCCAGUCCGCGCGACCCAUCCUUCUCGUUUUCAACGGAGAUUAUGAUUGACCCACAAACAACCCAUGUCCAUAUAUGCUAAGAGAUGAUGCUAUACAUUGAGAGAGCGACGAAGUGAGGAGUUCGGCAACGUAGCUGUACUCCUGCAAUGUCUCGUCGAUGAAUGCGAACCGCAGUGCAUCUGAGGACGCCCAAUUACCUGCCGAUGACGGCGCCUUAAUGUUCCGGAGGAAAGCGCCAGCGCAGAGAUAAUCUCGUCGUAAUAGAGUCCUGACCCUCCAACCUGGAUGCGGGGGUGGAAUCAGACCCCGAGCCCCAUCCAUUCACUCCCAGGGACUUCUAUGACUCUCUUGGCACCGCUCCGAACGCCGUCCUCGCCCGUGAGUCUCGAUUCGACGCACAGCGCUCGGGCGUCGUGCCCCGGGGCAUCAAGCGGCAGGCCGGCUGCGAUGAACGUGCUCCUCCGCACGAGAUGCGAAGCAGGCGCGUAUGCGGGUGGUGUCAGCGCGGAUCGGUGCGCGCGUCGCCAGAACGGAGAAGGGCGCACUGGCAGUGGGGUGUGAACAUGGCUUCAGUCGGUGUCGCGGAUGACUCACAUAGUGGGGGAGGAGGACGCACGAGUUCGCCCCCUCGCAUCGUCAUCCCGCCCUCCGCAACAUACGCAUACCCACCGUGCCCGGCAGUCACACUGCGUCGCGGGGUCUGCCUGCUGCCGAUCCCGUUGAUGCGGCUUGUGUCCGGUAUUAGACCAGGCGGAAACUGCUGCGGUCGGAAGAUAGCAUCGUCGACUGGGCUUCCGGUCCUUCGGAUUUCGACCUCCUCUCGUCGAAAAGAUGUUUGAGUGGGAGGUGCACUUUGCGAUCGCUGCGGCCGAUGCCUGUUUUGCGGGCUUUUCCAGGUAUUCAUGGGAGGGCUGAGCAAGGCUAUGUCACGCCUCAUUUGUUCUCUGCGAGCCGCAGACUCGUCUGGGAGCGGAGCGGAUUCAAGUGUGACCAUGAUGGGGGAUGGUGCACGAUUACGACGAGUAGCGAGGGGCGAGGGUGAGGACGAACGAACGAUGGAGGACACUAGAGAAGUCACCGAGGAGGAUGCGGCUUUCUGGUGUGCAUACAGGGGUAUUGGGGAGACGAGGACCGUGAGAUCGGCCAUUUUGAAGUAAUGAAUGGAGAGGGCGG
This is a messenger RNA of Mycena citricolor, 3417 nucleotides long. Lineage: Eukaryota; Fungi; Basidiomycota; Agaricomycetes; Agaricales; Mycenaceae. The record is from the annotation of a GenBank genome assembly.